Molecule: messenger RNA, 1585 nt
Organism: Hevea brasiliensis (rubber tree)
Lineage: Eukaryota; Viridiplantae; Streptophyta; Magnoliopsida; Malpighiales; Euphorbiaceae
Product: (S)-8-oxocitronellyl enol synthase CYC2-like
Exons: 1
Coding region: 122-1252 (376 amino acids)
Source: RefSeq, a predicted model, not a curated record
CUUAAAAGAAAUACAAGCAGUUUGAUUUUGAAAUUUAGUUACCUUUUGGACUCGUCAGCUCAUUAACAUCCUCUAUAUAUAGUUGCUUUAAGCUUCAGAAGCUGCUCACCUCUCUGUAUCAAUGGCAGCUCCUACAGAAUCAACACAAGUUGCCACUAGAAAUGUUGCUGCGAUUUUUGGGGUUACUGGGCUUGUUGGAAGAGAGCUGUUGAGACGUCUGCUCUCAGAAUCCAAAUGGAAAGUUUAUGGUAUAGCUAGAAGGUUUGAGAGCUUUCCUACCCAAAAUCUUAAUUAUCAUUUCAUCUCAUGCGACUUGCUAAACGCUCAAGAAACCCAAAAGAAGCUCUCUAUUGUACAAGAUGUCAGUCAUGUGUUUUGGAUCACUUGGGCAGGCCAAUUUCCUCUUGAUAGCGGGGAAUGUUGCGAGCAGAACCUGAUCAUGAUGUCCAAUGCCUUGAAUGCUAUCCUCUCCAAAACUAAGACAUUGAAGCAUGUUUCGCUCCAGACGGGAAUGAAGCAUUAUGUGUCACUACAACAAACACAUAAUUUGAAACAAGAAGUUUGCUUCCAUGACGAGGAUUGUCCAAGAGCGAGUGAAGGGUACAACUUCUACUAUGUCCUUGAGGACUUGAUCAAGGAGAGACUUGCAGGUAAGGUGGCGUGGUCUGUGAUAAGGCCUGGCUUGUUAAUGGGUAGUUCCAAUAGGACUUUGUACAAUGUCAUGGGUUGUUUGUGCGUUUAUGGAGCUAUCUGCAAAUAUUUAAAUCUCCCUUUUGUUUGGAGGACAAGGGAGGUUUGGGAGGAGGUAUGCAUGGAUGGGUCUGAUGCUAGGUUAGUGGCUGAACAGCACAUUUGGGCAGCCACUAAUGAUGAAAUAUCUUCCACAGAAGGUCAGGCAUUCAAUGCGAUUAAUGGCCCGUGCUUUACCUGGAAGAAAAUCUGGCCAGUUCUUGGAAAGAAAUUUGAAGUGGAAGUGCCUCAAGACAUGUUCUUGAGUGACUUCAGGUUUGCGACGGCAAUGAGUGACAACAAGAAAGUGUGGCAAGAGAUUGUAGCAACAGAAGGACUAGUAGAGACAGAGAUGGAAGAUCUGGCCAAUUGGGAGUUCUUGGAUGUCUUGUUUCGUUGUCCAGUGAAACUGCUGGGGAGCAGAAAGAAAACUGAUCAGUUGGGUUUUACCAUGAGAUCCAACACAAUGGAAUCAAUCUUGUAUUGGAUUGACUCAAUGAGGAAUGACAAGUUAAUUCCUUAAAUCUUUUAUUAGAUCUUUAAUUUGAGACUUUGAUUAUGAGUAGAGGAAAGAAAGUGGUGCACCGCAAAGAAAGUGCUGCUCUUUCUUAUGAGUCAAUAUGAUACGGUGGAUAUUAUGAAUUAUUUAAAAGCAUCCCAGAUUCGCCAAUUAAGCGCCCACCUCUUCUUACUGGUCUCUGCCUCGGAGGAGCAAAUUAGAUGCCCUUACUUGUUCACGUCCAAAUCCUACUCCCACGGAGCAAGCAAGAGACAUUAUUUUCUCACUGGGCACGGAUAUUUAGAGAAGAUUAUCAUGUCUCCCUUUCUAGAUCUACUUUUGUGGGAAGCAAAUAAU